AUGGUGAGUCCCUGGAGAACGCACUCCGACAUUGCAACGGGCACCAUCCAUAUUGGGCUCUCGGCCACUCGCCCAGGCCUUGUGUGGGACCCACCACAGACGACAGAGUACAUGGGCAGCUCACCACAACUCGACCCGGCCAAGUGGGUCGAGGGGCUCAACACGACCUUCAAGCGUGGAGAUGUCAACGCCGGUGGAGGCUACUGUGUCAUCCGGUGGUCUUCGGUCUCCGAGCUCGAGGACAUCCUCACAGACAUGGGUAACCUGCAGGUGCGCAGUCUGGGGGUCGUCAAGAUCUCGCCGCCGGCGGCCCACUCGUUCUGCCUCGACCACCUCUUCUCCACAAUGUCCAUCCCGCAGCUGCGGAGGCUGUACCUGUCCAAUUCGGUGCCCUUUCCCCCGCUAUCUGUGCUCGACCUGGCCGACUAUCUCCGGCACUCGGGCUCGUUUGGCCUCGAGGAGAUUGCCCUCGAUAUCUCGCGCCUAUCCAUAGCGGAUAUUGCGGCUUUGGCCGAGGCGCUGGAGUACAACCCUGCGUCGACGCUCCGCCGCAUCGACCUGCUGGACGGCACGGCGCUCAGUGCCGAAUUCUACAGGCUUCAAGACUCGGGCGGGUGCGUGCCGACCAGCAGAUGGGAGCUCGAGGGCCAUUAUGACGCCCGCGGGAUGCUCUACAACCGCAUCGAGGCCAGCCUCGCAAGAAACGCCGUGAGCAACGACCGUGCCCUGAGUGCGGCGAAGCACUCUCUCGUGCUCGCUCGCAUCGUCCUCCGCGGUCGUCCAGCCGGCCCGAGCGCAGCCCGCGGGUACCUCUCGCGCGGUGACCGGGAGCAGCUGCAGCAUCAGCAGCCCAAGGGGUGCAAGGCAUCGAAGGAAGUCGUUCCCUGGGGUGCCGAGGAAAAGGCGGCCGUCCGCAAGCGCAAGAUGUCGAGGUGGUUUGGCGGUGCCAAGUUCAGCGCGCCGGGCGAGUAUGCGUCGCACAUGCCGCAGCAGCCGCACGCGCACAGGCAUCAGGAAAGCAGCUCUUCUGGCGCCUCCAGCCCCGUGAUGGACAGCCCUUCGUCGCGCAGCCGCACGCUGUCGUCGUCGUCGUCGAGCACGGGGCACGGCCACCAGGCUCUGUCGUUUUCGCCCAUACCCGACAUGCCGCAGUUGUUCACCCACUUUCCCAUCCUCCGACUACCGCAGCGCGUGCGCCUCGAGAUUCUCAAGCACGGGUCUGGGGAUGCUGCUGCCUUGACGUCGGACCAGUAUGCGCGGCUGUUCAAACACGCUGAAGAUGCGGUCGCGCUCAAGGUGCUCAUCGACGAGGUUCGAGACCGGACGUACGCGGGGCAGAGCUGGAAGGAGGCCAUGGGGGAGUGGAUGGCCAACGGCAAGUUCUAUUACGAGCCGGUGGGCGCGUGA
This is a messenger RNA of Vanrija pseudolonga, 1407 nucleotides long. RefSeq lists its product as uncharacterized. Bases 1 to 1407 code for a protein of 468 amino acids. NCBI's taxonomy places the organism in Eukaryota, Fungi, Basidiomycota, Tremellomycetes, Trichosporonales, Trichosporonaceae. The record is from RefSeq and is a predicted model, not a curated record. The transcript has 3 exons.